Molecule: messenger RNA, 5449 nt
Organism: Labeo rohita (rohu)
Lineage: Eukaryota; Metazoa; Chordata; Actinopteri; Cypriniformes; Cyprinidae
Gene: ipmkb
Product: inositol polyphosphate multikinase b
Exons: 6
Coding region: 391-1518 (375 amino acids)
Biological process (GO): inositol phosphate biosynthetic process
Cellular component (GO): nucleus; cytoplasm
Molecular function (GO): inositol-1,4,5-trisphosphate 3-kinase activity; inositol tetrakisphosphate kinase activity
Source: RefSeq, a predicted model, not a curated record
CGGGACGCGCGUCAGUGUGUGUGCGGGGCGGAAACAAACAGCGAAGCGUUCGCAGAACUGCGAGUUCCCCUGCGAUAUGACUAACUCCGCCAGAAUAUCGUGUCGAUCUUUGUACUCCGGUCGUUCCGUAUCUGCCAUCUCGUACCAAUUACCGCGGGAGGAGUGUAAACAUCUCUGAAGUCAGGAAGUGGGAUGUGGCCCAGGUGAAAAACUCGUUAUAUGGUUGCGAGCGUGGGCGCCGUGACUGAUGGCACGCGAUCGGUCACACACAUCAGGAUGACGCGUCGAGCGUGUGCGAUCAAUAUGUGAAUUUGUGUGUGGACAGUAGUUUAGAGAAAUACAGAGCCAUUGCAGUGAAGUCUUCGGUGUGAGUAUCAGCUCAGCAUCAUAAUGGACUCGUCUGUGGCGCUGGGGAGGCUGGAGCUUGCGUGUCCGGUAAUGACCCGCGGCUCGUGUUUACCGGAGGGCGCGCAGAGCGCUCACCUGAACGGCUGCGUGCCGCUCUCUCAUCAGGUGGCUGGACACAAGUAUGGCGUUGAUAAAGUGGGUAUCUUGCAACAUCCUGAUGGUACGGUCCUGAAACAGCUACAGCCUCCUCCAAGAGGACCCAGAGAGAUGCAGUUCUACAGUAUGGUGUAUACUGAAGACCACUGCGACCCCUGUCUUGUAAACCUCCAAGCGCACCUUCCCAAGUACUACGGCACGUGGUCCUCACCAGACGCUCCCACAGACCUGUACCUCAAGCUGGAGGAUGUGACACGCAGGUUUCAGAAGCCAUGCAUCAUGGACGUAAAGAUCGGCCAGAAGAGCUACGACCCCUUCGCUUCACAAGAGAAACGGGAACAGCAAAUCAGGAAAUACCCACUGAUGGAGGACAUCGGCUUCUUGGUUCUAGGAAUGAGGGUGUAUAAAGUUGGCUCAGACAGCUUUGACACAUAUGACCAGCAUUAUGGAAGAGGUCUCGUGAAGGACACGAUCAAGGAAGGUUUAUCCAAGUUCUUCUACAACGGCGACAUUCUCCGCAAAGACGCCAUCACUGCCAGCAUCCUCAAAGUCCAGAAGAUCCUUCAGUGGUUUGAGGACCAGAGUCGGUUCAACUUUUAUGCAAGCUCUCUGCUCUUCGUCUACGAGGGCGUUUGCGCGCCCAGUCUCGUCUCUCACACCCUACGGGAUAGCCAGAUCGCACCCGAGGCCUGCGAGCAGAACAACAACAUCGAUCAGAGCCUCUCCACCAUGUACUCCCUGCACAAGAAGAGCUGCGCCCGGAGCCACUACCAAGCCAAACAGGACAACGGCGUUUGGAGCGCCUCACAGCAGCCCAACGGCAACCGUGGCUUGGCAAGACUGGAAGAGGACAGGAAGGAGGCGAAAAGCGAAGCGGGACAGGAAACGGUCAGUGAUGUGGAGGUAAAGAUGAUUGACUUUGCACAUGUCUUCCCUAGUGACGUUCCCGACCAGGGUUACAUCUACGGCCUGAAGAACCUACUGAAGGUCCUACAUCAGAUUCUGGAGGAGUGAUGUGGAGCGGUUCUUGUUGUUGAAGGUAUGAAUUUUGUAGCCACUUUCGUGUCCGUCUACCCGCCUUUCUCUAAUCUGCACUACCUACACCAUCAGUGGAGUAACAUGUUUGUAAUCCUUCGUCUAAUGUAUGUGCUUUAGUCUUUUAAAAGCUUUGUAUAGUUUGUUAUUAUAUCUUACUCAGGUAAAUGAAUCUAUAAUGCUUGUAUAUUUAUCCUGACAAAAGAAGAAACACUCUCAUCAUAUUAUUAUGCCUCAGAUAUUACGUAUUAGUUCCUGUUUCCAGAGCCAUUGCAGGAUUUUUUUUUUUUUUUUUCCUUUUUAUUUUUUUUAAAUCCAUGGAACUCAAAAUAGGAAUUUGAUGAGUGGAAAAUAUAUUUGACGUUUAUUUCGCAAAUGCUGCCAAUAUGACCCUGCCUGUUUCAGACCUGUUGAAUUGUGAAUUUUAUCUAAUUUUUUUAUGUGAUUUGAAAAGAAUUAACUCUUUGUAAGUGUGUUCAUGUUCUGAUUACUGAUGCAAUAGAACUGAAAUAACAAUGAGAGUAAUGAAGUUGAGAUCAUUUAUUUUUUUCAUUGUACAGCCCUUGUGGUUUGUCUACAUCAAAUGCCAAAGUUUCCAUUAAUGAAGUGAAGGUGAAUUGUGAUUUUAAUAAUAUGAUCUUUCUUCGGAAUACCAACCAAUGUACUUGGGUGUCCAGGUAUUUCAUUCAAAAGUCGUUUGUACACAUUAAUUUGGUGACGGCGUAGGACACGAUAGGAACUUAGUCAUGAAAAAGACAUUUAAUGUGAAUCAAUGUGAGAGGAAAUAUAAGAAUACCCUUAAAAUUAUAAACAAAUAUUUUAAUCUCAGAAAUGAUUUUUUUUUUAUGUGUGUGAUUUGUCAGUAACCAUUUAAAGGGUUACUCCACCCCAAAAUGAAAAUUUUGUCAUUGAUCACUUACCCCCAUGUCGUUCCAAACCCGUAAAAGCUUUGUUCGUCUUUGGAAUACAAUUUAAGAUAUUUUGGAUGAAAACCAGGAGGCUUUUAACUGUCCCAUUGACUGCCAGGUAAAUACCGCUGUCAAGACCCAUGAAAGACAUCGUCAAAAUAGUCCAUCUGCCAUCAGUGGUUCAAUAUGAAUUUUAUGAAGUGACAAGAAUACUUUUUUUACGCAAAGAAAAAAAAAAAAGAUUUUAUUCAACAAUUCAUCUCCGCAUCAGCGUAGCGCCAUUUUGAAGAGUAUCCGCUGGAUACAUUGCUUUAUAAAAUUCAGACUGAACCACUAAUGGCAGAUGGACGAUUUUGACGAUAACUUUUUUUUUUUUUGGGUCUCCAAUGUGCUUUUUACCUGGCAGUCAAUGCGACAGUCAUAAGCCUCCUGGUUUCCAUCCAAAAUAUCUUAAAUUUUGUUCCGAAGAAGAGCAAAGCUUUUACAGGUUUGGAACAACAUGGGGGUAAGUGAUUAAUGACAAAAUUUUCAUUUUGGGGUGGAGUAACCCUUUAACUUGUUUGUUUGUUUGUUUUUUUGCUUUUAUGGUUUACAUGUUUAUGAGCAGCAGAGACUUUUUUUCUUUUUUUUUUUUUUUUUAACUAAUUUAGGGUUCCCAGUUAUUAAAAAAAAACUUGCACGUAUUAGAGAAUUUUAAAAUUGUCAAAAACAAAACAAUUUGUCUGGUAUUCAGCCUUCACUAAAAAAGUCAGAAAAGGCAUGUAAAUUCAUUGGUGUUUUGUGUGGGAACCCUGUCUAUUGAAUCCUUUUUCAAAUCUCAGGCAUAGCAUAUUUUAAUAAAAUGGUCUUAUGCUUGUAGUUGAGGUCAAAAGUUUGCAUCCCCCUUUCAGAAUCAUUAAAAACGUUAUUUUUCCAAAAUAAGAGGGAUCUUACAAAAGAGAGCCACAAGAGAAAAAAAUAGUUGAAUUUAUAAAAAAAAAAAAAAAAAAAAAAACGUUCAAAAGUUUACAUCCCCUUGAUUUUUAAUACCGUGUUGUUACCUGAAUGUUACCUUGUUUGUUUAGUGAUAAGUUGUUCAAUCAUGUACAAUUUUUUUUUUUUUUUUUUUUGUACAAUGGCAUCUUUUCACUCACUGAUGCUUCAGACGGAAAAACUAUACAUUAAGAGCCAGGGUUGAAAACGUUUGAACAGAAUGGAGAUAUGUACAUUUUUCUUAUUUUGCCUAAAUAUUAUAAUUUUUAAUUGCCUUUUAGAGGCCACAGUAGAUACUUGCAUGUUUUCCAGAAGACAAAAUUAGUUAAAUUUACCCCGAUCUUCAAAAUAAAAAGUUUUCACCUCCCUGGCUCUUAAUGCAUCGUGUUUCCUUCUGAAGCAUCAGUGAGAGUUUGAACCUUCUGUGACAGUUGCAUAUGAGUCCCUCAGUUGUCCUCAGUGUAAAAAGAUGUAUCUUAAAAUCAUGCAGUCAUUGUUGGAAAGGGUUCAAAUACACAAAAAUGCUGGAAAAGGAUUUUUCUGAAGAACAGCGGGCGGUUAAACCUGUUCAGGACAAAUAAGGGACUCAUGAACAACUAUCAAGAAUCAAGGGGAUGUUAAAUUUUGAGCUUGGUCAUUUUUUUUUUAUAAAUUCAACUACUAUUUUUACUUGUGGACUAUAUGUAAACAUCUUUCAUGUGAAAUAUCUUAUUCAGGUCAGUACUAAAAAAAAACAUGCAUUUUGAUCCUUUCUAUUUUGGAAAAAUAAUUAACAUUUUUAAUGAUUCUGAAAGGCGGAUGCAAACUUUUUACCUCAACUGCAUAACAAUCAUUCAUAUUCAUCUCAAUACAUUUAGUUAAACUCGUCAGGAAAUUGCGUCCUUUUUUAAUUUCAUAUCUCUUUUGUUUGUGUUUUGUGUGUUAUGUUUUAUUAGCCUGGUUUUAAGUGUACGAAGAACAAUUUAACAUUCUUAUUCACGUGCACCUUUAAAGUGGCACAACAUAGGAAAGUUGCUUUCCGUUUGUAUCCAUAAAGACAAAAAGUGCAUGAAUUGCAUAGCUCUGUGGAAAUAUGUGUCUUUGGGCAAAGUGAAAAAUUGCCUUUGUGCCUAUCAAAUAACAAAUAGUCUUUUAGCAGCUCCCGGUGUAUUAAAGGUUGUCAGUACACCUCAAGAAAAGAAAGCGGUCUAAACAAGCUCUGGAAUACUAUAGUGCUCUCAUUAUAAUAUGCUUUUGUUCACAAAUAAAUGAACUGAUGCCAUGUUUACAUUCUACCUUUAUGGUUAUCUGGACAAAGACACGUUAUAUAGUCGUACAUGCAUAACUCAAUAAUUAAUGUCUAUUAAUCAUCUUAUUUAUGCACUGAAAGUAAGUGAAAAUACUAUGUGUACUUUUAUGCUUUUUGUUAAUUACUUCAAAUGAUCUAUCAUUUUAUUUCUUUUUCUGAUUGUUUGUUUUAUUCUAAUUUUGUUUUUUUUUAAAUAAUGGUAUAUAGCACCUGAUUGGUAACUACUGUAUGUGUGGUGCUUAAAGCACUUUAGUGAACCUUUGGUGAGACUGGAUAUUUCCCUGUGGAAGAAUAUUGAUCAAUCUUAUUUAAGGGCAUGAAACUGUUGAAUCUCAACAGACGGACAAAUGAAGUCUGAACACUCACAUCAACAUUUGUACACUGGCUAGAUCUUUUGUUCGCAGGAACGGCAGGAAUAUUUCCAUGGCAUUCAUUUUCUGGAAGAUAUAUGAUGAUAGCUCUUUGGUGUCCUAAUGCUUGCUGUUCAAUAUGCUGAAAUAUACAGGCCUGGGUUAGUGAUGUCUCAAUAUACGUCCCUUUUUGAAAACCUGUCUUACACUUUGUAUCGAGCUAAACUUAGGGAUUAACACAAAAGACAGAAAUCUGCAAAUGAAAACUACAUCUCAAAUGUCAUCACAUUUAGAUGGUUUCCAAAUGAAUAAUGUAUUCUAAAUGUCAGCCAUGGUUUCCUGGAUAGAAUCAUAGCCCUGAACUGUUUUUAUAGUGAUUUUUUUUUUUUUUU